AUGCCCGGUCGUAAAACUUCUAAUAAGCCUGAUAUCCAAGAGUCCCGGUUCGAUUACCACGAUGAUGUAGGCGCCACCUUACAAGAGGCUAGAACGAAUGGUGCCGUCUCUAUUUCAGCGGAGCUGUUCGAGAAACUCUAUCUUGCCCCUAAGACAGAUGUUAGCGGCCAGUUGAGGAAAACUUUUGGAAACCCGACUCCUAUUGGUCUCGUGGGAUUCCUCCUCGCCUUAACGCCUCUAUCUUGUGAUCUAAUGCAAUGGCGAGGUGCCUCUAGCAGUGGCUCGAACGGAAUCCCGCAGUUCUUCUUUUUUGGAGGUCUGCUCCAGUUCACUACUGGACUCCUCGAGUUCUUCCUCGGGAACACGUUUCCUUCCGUCGUGUUCUGUACAUUCGGCGCUUUUUUCUUGUCUCUCGGCGGAACACUCAACCCAUCUUUCGCCGCCUUCUCUUCAUUUGCUCCAGCUGGACAGGCUGCGGCUGUUGGCCUUACGACACAGGCUUUCAAUGCUGGAUUCGGCUUUUUCCUCGUAUUUAUGGGGGUAGUAUCGUUCAUCUUCUUCGUUUGUGCUUUUCGAACGAAUAUUUGCUUCGUGAUCAUCUUCCUCACACUGAUCUUUACCUUCGCCCUAUUGACUGCGGCAUACUGGCUACUCGCUGAGGACUUUACUGGGAAUGCCUCAACGGCUAAUGAUUUUGUUAUUGCCAGUGGAGCAUGUGCUUUCGUCUGUUGCGCGGCUGGCUGGUGGAUACUGUUUGCCAUCGUUCUUGAAUCUGUUGAUUUUCCCUUCCAGCUGCCGGUGGGUGAUUUGAGUCAACUGGUCAAGCCCAGGAGCAAGCCUGGACCUGCUCAUGUCGCCCAUGGAGACGUUUAA
Diaporthe batatas is the source of this 873-nucleotide messenger RNA. RefSeq lists its product as uncharacterized. The coding region runs from base 1 to 873 and encodes 290 amino acids. The record is from RefSeq and is a predicted model, not a curated record. Gene Ontology annotation, molecular function: acetate transmembrane transporter activity. Gene Ontology annotation, cellular component: plasma membrane. Lineage: Eukaryota; Fungi; Ascomycota; Sordariomycetes; Diaporthales; Diaporthaceae. The transcript is spliced from 5 exons.